Molecule: messenger RNA, 1117 nt
Organism: Diuraphis noxia (Russian wheat aphid)
Lineage: Eukaryota; Metazoa; Arthropoda; Insecta; Hemiptera; Aphididae
Product: acylphosphatase-1-like
Molecular function (GO): acylphosphatase activity
Source: RefSeq, a predicted model, not a curated record
AUUUAUCAUUAUAUAUCAGUAUCAGUGGACACUAUACGGUAUUACAUCAAGACACAAGACAGUAAAGUUCUAGAAAUCCAAGAACGUGAAGAACGUGGCUGAAACCGACUAAAUAAUACUAAGACUUUCAAACUUCAAACUCUUUCGGUUACAAUAGAUUAAGUUCAUAUUUUGAACCCAUUAAACGGCAUGUCGACUGGUCUUAAAACAGUCGAUUUCGAGGUGUUCGGACAUGUGCAGAAAGUUUUUUUUCGCAAAUGCACUCAGGAACAUGGUAAACAAUUGGGCUUACGGGGUUGGUGUCAAAAUACGCCAAAAGGCACAGUGAUUGGCACUAUACAGGGACCGCCAAAUAAAGUUGCCGAGAUGACUACCUGGUUGCGAGACGUCGGAAGUCCGGCCAGUCAAAUCGAUAAGGUGGAAUUGAAGAACGAACACACCAUAAGCGAUUAUACAUACUCGGAUUUCGAUAUUGUUAGAAAGAAAAUAUGAUGAUCAUUAAUAUUCUUGAAUGUCUAUGACAUGUUGACAAUGUUGGUGGAUACGAAAACAAAUAUAUUUUAUAAGCUUUAUAUUAUACAACAAUAUUUUGUCGAUUGAUUUUUGGAUAAUCGUUAUAUUUAUUAAAUUGUACCUAGUGUUGUGUUUAGUUAAGAUCAAUUAAUAUUUUGUUUAUGAAAACAAUAUUCUAACUAAAUAAACCACUCAUGUUAGACAAUUUGUAAAAUUUUUACAACAUUAAUCAAGUUGCAGGGCAAGUGAGACAACUCUAUUUUUUAAAAUUUUUCAAUAUAAUUUAAGUAUAACCUUGGGGUUGUUUGUUUUUUCAACAGAAAAAAAUAGACGUCUCCCGUUACAUUAUAUUUCCUAUAUGGGUGGGAUUUAUCUCGUUUUUGCACAGAUGUACUCGUCACAUUUUUCUCAAUUGAAAACAGCUAAAAAGGGAGUUGUUUUGUUUUUGCACGGACUUCUUCAAUUAUUGUUUGCUUAAACUUCUUAUUGAAAUUGUAUUUACAAUCAAAUGAAACAAAAAUUUUUUUUAAUGAUAUCUAGGUACUAACAAUUAAUUAUUGCUCUGAUUUAACUAUACCAACAAGCUAUAUUAUAAUAUAUACUU